This is a messenger RNA of Penicillium crustosum, 894 nucleotides long. RefSeq names its product Aldo/keto reductase. The record is from RefSeq and is a predicted model, not a curated record. The transcript is spliced from 5 exons. The coding region runs from base 1 to 894 and encodes 297 amino acids. NCBI's taxonomy places the organism in Eukaryota, Fungi, Ascomycota, Eurotiomycetes, Eurotiales, Aspergillaceae.
AUGUCCUACAUAUUGCACAAUAAACCAAAUGAAACGGGUAUUCCUAGGGCUAGUGCUUUUUUUAAGCCUCACCCGGACUACCAACCUGGGUAUGAGGCCGGUGGAAACUUCAUUGAUACUGUCAACGUUUAUCAGAACGAGCAGUCAGAAGAAUGGAUUGGUGAAUGGGUUGAGGCGAGCCAAAACCGGGACUCGCUAGUUCUAGCCACCAAGUUUACGAUGGACUACCGUAGCCAUGCUAUUGGCAAGGGCCCCCGAGCUGCCAACUUUGCGGGUAACUCCCGCCAUAGUAUUCAUGUUAGUAUUCGUGAUUCGCUAAAGAAGCUACGUACCGACUAUAUUGAUAUCUACUACGCUCACUACUGGGACUUUACCACCUCGAUCAAAGAGGCCAUGAAUCCCCUCCACAUUCUCGUCAAGCAGGGCAAGGUUCUAUACCUAGGAGCAUUAGACACCCCCGCCUGGAUUGCGGCCGCCGCUAACACCUACGCUAUCGACCACGGGAAAACUCCCUUUAGCAUCUAUCAAGGACGUUGGAACCUUCUUAAUCGCGACUUCGAGCGUGAUAUCAUCCCUAUGGCCCGUCAAUUUAGCAUGUCUCUUGCACCUUGGGAUGUUCUUGGUGGAGGCAAGUUCCAGUCGACGGCCAAACUCGAGCGCCGUAAGAGUGCUGGAGAAGGCCUGCGUGCCUUCGCCGGCCGACCUCCCCACGAGACCGAAGAAGAGAUUAAAGUCAGCGAGGCUUUGGAAAAGGCCGGCAAUGUGUUCCCUCUGAUCGGCGGCUGCAAGGUCGAACACCUCAAGGAUAACAUUCGGGCCCUGAGUCUCAAGCUGACCCAGGACCAAAUCAUGCAUCUAGAGGGUCAAGCCCUUCGACCCCGGCUUCCCGCAUAA